UUACUUUAUUGCACUCAUCGUUUUAAUAUCAACUCCAGCAUUUUCUUGUCUUACUGAGCAUGCGUCGUCUUCGUCGAAUCCGGUCGGUUGCGAGCAAAUAGAUCACGCUAGCCUAAUGGCAAAUGACUAUAGCCAGCUGUAUCAAAACAAAAACGCAUUACUGUUUGGAGGUCAUAAAGAAGCCCGUGAUAUGGAGGUGCCAGUAAAAGAAGGAACAGCAGCCUCAGUUGAAGUUCUUCUUCGGUAUAUUUAUACUGGUCGAAUAAAUUUAAGUAUACUAAAGAGUAAAAUUGUUUUGGAAUUAUUAAUUCUCUCGAGUGUAUUUAGUUUUACAAACUUACAACUUUCACUGUCCGAGUAUUUGUGGAGUAAAAUUGAUGUACACAAUGUAAGUACGUUGUUUGCUGUGGCACUUUACUAUCAAAUCAAAGAACUCGAAGUCAAAUCAUUCAAUUUUAUCAACAUUCAUGCUUUGGACGUAGUGGAAUCUAAAGAUUCUCUUUCUUUGACGCCCGUAAUAAUAAUAGCUUAUUAA
This is a messenger RNA of Adelges cooleyi (spruce gall adelgid), 535 nucleotides long. Its product is annotated as kelch-like protein 24. Gene Ontology annotation, biological process: circadian behavior; modulation of chemical synaptic transmission; adult locomotory behavior. Lineage: Eukaryota; Metazoa; Arthropoda; Insecta; Hemiptera; Adelgidae. The coding region runs from base 116 to 535 and encodes 139 amino acids. The transcript has 4 exons. The record is from RefSeq and is a predicted model, not a curated record. Gene Ontology annotation, molecular function: protein binding.